Messenger RNA from Doryrhamphus excisus (bluestripe pipefish), 3764 nucleotides. The record is from RefSeq and is a predicted model, not a curated record. NCBI's taxonomy places the organism in Eukaryota, Metazoa, Chordata, Actinopteri, Syngnathiformes, Syngnathidae.
AUGGGAAGUAAGAGUAAUGCUAAACAUGUAGAAAAUGUGGUUGUGAGUAUAAGCCACAACAACUGGAGGCACAACUGUGACUGUAGCCACAACAACUGGAGUCACGACUGUGACUGGAGCCACAACAACUGGAGUCACAACUGUGACUGGAGGCACAACUGUGACUGGAGCCACAACAACUGGAGUCACAACUGUGACUGGAGCCACAACAACAGGAGGUACGACUGUGACUGGAGCCACAACAACUGGAGGCACAACUGUGACUGGAGCCACAACAACUGGAGUCACGACUGUGACUGGAGCCACGACAACUGGAGGCACAACUGUGACUGGAGCCACAACAACUGGAGGCACGACUGUGACUGGAGCCACAACAACUGGAGGCACGACUGUGACUGGAGCCACAACAACUGGAGGCACAACUGUGACUGGAGCCACAACAACUGGAGGCACGACUGUGACUGGAGCCACAACAACUGGAGGCACAACUGUGACUGGAGCCACAACAACUGGAGGCACAACUUUGACUGGAGGCACAACUGUGACUGGAGCCACAACAACUGGAGGCACAACUGUGACUGGAGCCACAACAACUGGAGGCACGACUGUGACUGGAGCCACAACAACUGGAGGCACAACUGUGACUGGAGCCACAACAACUGGAGGCACGACUGUGACUGGAGCCACAACAACUGGAGGCACGACUGUGACUGGAGCCACAACAACUGGAGCCACAACUGUGACUGGAGCCACAACAACUGGAGGCACGACUGUGACUGGAGCCACAACAACUGGAGGCACGACUGUGACUGGAGGCACAACUGUGACUGGAGCCACAACCACUGGAGGCACAACUGUGACUGGAGCCACAACCACUGGAGGCACAACUGUGACAGGAGUUACAACAACUGGAGUCACGACUGUGACUGGAGCCACAACAACUGGAGGCACGACUGUGACUGGAGCCACAACAACUGGAGGCACAACUGUGACUGGAGCCACAACAACUGGAGGCACAACUGUGACUGGAGCCACAACCACUGGAGGCACAACUGUGACUGGAGCCACAACCACUGGAGGCACAACUGUGACAGGAGUUACAACAACUGGAGGCACAACUGUGACUGGAGUCACAACAACUGGAGGCACGACUGUGACUGGAGCCACAACAACAGGAGGUACGACUGUGACUGGAGCCACAACCACUGGAGGCACAACUGUGACUGGAGCCACAACCACUGGAGGCACAACUGUGACAGGAGUUACAACAACUGGAGGCACGACUGUGACUGGAGCCACAACAACUGGAGGCACAACUGUGACAGGAGUUACAACAACUGGAGGCACGACUGUGACUGGAGCCACAACAACUGGAGGCACGACUGUGACUGGAGCCACAACAACUGGAGGCACGACUGUGACUGGAGCCACAACAACUGGAGUCACGACUGUGACUGGAGCCACAACAACUGGAGGCACGACUGUGACUGGAGCCACAACAACUGGAGGCACAACUGUGACUGGAGCCACAACAACUGGAGGCACAACUGUGACUGGAGCCACAACCACUGGAGGCACAACUGUGACUGGAGCCACAACCACUGGAGGCACAACUGUGACAGGAGUUACAACAACUGGAGGCACGACUGUGACUGGAGCCACAACAACUGGAGGCACGACUGUGACUGGAGCCACAACAACUGGAGGCACAACUGUGACUGGAGCCACAACAACUGGAGGCACGACUGUGACUGGAGCCACAACAACUGGAGGCACAACUGUGACUGGAGGCACAACUGUGACAGGAGUUACAACAACUGGAGGUACGACUGUGACUGGAGCCACAACAACUGGAGGCACAACUGUGACUGGAGCCACAACAACUGGAGGCACGACUGUGACUGGAGCCACAACAACUGGAGGCACAACUGUGACUGGAGCCACAACUGUGACUGGAGCCACAACCACUGGAGGCACAACUGUGACUGGAGCCACAACCACUGGAGGCACAACUGUGACUGGAGCCACAACAACUGGAGGCACGACUGUGACUGGAGCCACAACAACUGGAGGCACGACUGUGACUGGAGCCACAACAACUGGAGGCACAACUGUGACUGGAGGCACAACUGUGACUGGAGCCACAACAACUGGAGUCACGACUCUGACUGGAGCCACAACAACUGGAGGCACAACUGUGACUGGAGCCACAACAACUGGAGCCACAACAACUGGAGGCACAACUGUGACUGGAGCCACAACCACUGGAGGCACAACUGUGACAGGAGUUACAACAACUGGAGGCACAACUGUGACUGGAGUCACAACAACUGGAGGCACAACUGUGACUGGAGCCACAACAACAGGAGGUACGACUGUGACUGGAGCCACAACAACUGGAGGCACGACUGUGACUGGAGCCACAACAACUGGAGGCACGACUGUGACUGGAGCCACAACAACUGGAGGCACGACUGUGACUGGAGCCACAACAACUGGAGGCACGACUGUGACUGGAGCCACAACAACUGGAGGCACAACUGUGACUGGAGGCACAACUGUGACAGGAGUUACAACAACUGGAGGUACGACUGUGACUGGAGCCACAACAACUGGAGGCACAACUGUGACUGGAGCCACAACAACUGGAGGCACGACUGUGACUGGAGCCACAACAACUGGAGGCACAACUGUGACUGGAGCCACAACUGUGACUGGAGCCACAACCACUGGAGGCACAACUGUGACUGGAGCCACAACAACUGGAGGCACAACUGUGACUGGAGCCACAACAACUGGAGGCACGACUGUGACUGGAGCCACAACAACUGGAGGCACAACUGUGACUGGAGGCACAACUGUGACUGGAGCCACAACAACUGGAGGCACGACUCUGACUGGAGCCACAACAACUGGAGGCACAACUGUGACUGGAGCCACAACAACUGGAGGCACAACUGUGACUGGAGCCACAACAACUGGAGGCACAACUGUGACUGGAGCCACAACAACUGGAGGCACAACUGUGACUGGAGGCACAACUGUGACUGGAGCCACAACAACUGGAGGCACGACUGUGACUGGAGCCACAACAACUGGAGGUACGACUGUGACUGGAGCCACAACAACUGGAGUCACCACUGUGACUGGAGCCACAACAACUGGAGGCACAACUGUGACUGGAGCCACAACAACUGGAGGCACAACUGUGACUGGAGGCACAACUGUGACUGGAGCCACAACAACAGGAGGUACGACUGUGACUGGAGCCACAACAAAUGGAGGCACAACUGUGACUGGAGCCACAACAACUGGAGGUACGACUGUGACUGGAGGCACAACAACUGGAGGCACGACUGUGACUGGAGCCACAACAACUGGAGGCACGACUGUGACUGGAGCCACAACAACUGGAGUCACGAUUGUGACUGGAGCCACAACAACUGGAAGCACGACUGUGACUGGAGGCACAACAACAGCCACAACCACUACCAUUCCCCGGACUCCAUCUGUUGUAGUUGUUCUUAUUGCAGUAAUUCAGGAACCAUUCGUAGAACAGCUGAAUGACCCAAGUAGUCAACAAUUUAUUAUUCUUAGUCAAAGAAUUAUUGUUGUGUACAACGCAAUCUACAGGCCGGUAUAUGUAACGUACAUCGGCUGUUCCGUUAGGAGCUUCAGGCCAGGUUCAAGUACAAGACGAGUGGACGGUGUGGAAGCGGAGAUGCAACUUGAUUUCGAAGACAGAGACGUAACGGGGGAAAUCC